This is a messenger RNA of Nilaparvata lugens (brown planthopper), 7605 nucleotides long. RefSeq names its product sal-like protein 1. The coding region runs from base 209 to 2329 and encodes 706 amino acids. The record is from RefSeq and is a predicted model, not a curated record. NCBI's taxonomy places the organism in Eukaryota, Metazoa, Arthropoda, Insecta, Hemiptera, Delphacidae. The transcript has 13 exons.
AUGUUAAUUGCUAUUAUUGCAAAUGGCUGUCAAUUUUUAUCGCUUUUGAGGAGGAUCCAGAAAUUAGUUUAUAAAUAUUAUAUUAUAACUGAAAAGUGUUUUACUAAUGUGCUAUAAUAUUUAUUACUGAUUGCUAUUUGUUUUGUGCUAUUUUGCUGUCAUCAAACAUUGAUAAUAAUCUCCCUUGUGAAAACUGGAAAGACGGACAAUGACGACAAAGGUGCAACCGGCCGUACCGGUGGCCAGUAGCUCAGAGGUGAAGCAGCAUGCCAACUCCACUUCGAGUCCGAUCUCGGUGCCCGAGGGAUUCCUAGCCAAGCCUCCUCUCGACGGCGACGACGGCAUCUCCUCUGAGGAGGAGGAAGAGGAGGAGGAGGAACCGGAAGAGGAUGAGGAGGAAGAGGAGCCGGUCAAAGCGGGCCCUGCGAGUUCGCGGAGGAGUUCGUCGGCCAGUGGUUCGUCCAAUCACAGUUCCGCGAGUAGUAAAGAUAAAGAGCCUGUGAAAAACGCUAGUGUGGAAAAAGUGGCUGUGAAAAAUGUAAGUGUGGAGAAAGUAGCAGUGAAAAAUAUAAGUAUGGAGAAAGUAGCUGUAAAGAAAGAACCGAUGAAUGAUAUAGAAGCUGAGAAAGUGCCGCCGAAGAAGAAUGAAGAAAGCAACGAAAUGAAGAAACCAAUCAAGAAAGAGCCGCAGGUCAAAGUGGAGAAAGUAUCCAUGGUCAAGGUCAAGAAGGAACCAUCCGCCAAAGCAGAUGAGGACGACAAAAACGAAAGCUCAGGAAAUGAUAGUGGGGUUGAGAGCAGUGGGGCAGAGUCGAUCAACUCCAACAAGGACGUCAAGAAUAUUCCUCCUCCCAAGAUUGGUUCUCUGACAAUCCUGGGACCGUCACUUCUAAACAGUUCAGUGAAGAAUGGAUCGCUGUCUAUCACCCCUGCCAAUGCGCUUGCUUCACCUCUCAAUGCACUCUCAGUCAUGUCGGCCGGCUCUAAUCCAGAGGCAGCUGCUGGCGGUUUCGUUGAUGCGCCUCUCUCGAACGAGUACAUUCCUCUGGACAAGCUGGCUAUGAUGGGAACAACGAUGCGACGUAAUAGCACCGGUGGCGACGGCAAGUGUGAGGUGUGCGGGGAGGUGAUUGGUGACGCGACUGGCCUGGAGGCUCAUCGUGUGACCCGCAAACACUUCCGGUGCGGUGACUGUGCCGGUCUGGUCGUCUUCGACACGCGUCACGAUCUCGACAUGCACCGUGCCAGUGCGCACCCUAUGCAGCCCAAUGCAAUGGCAAGCCCCCAGCUGUACUGUGGGCCAUCGCAGGUCCCUCCCCCUCCCCAGCCCGGCUCCAUUCAGCCGCGCUCCUUCGCCAGUUUGGUGGCUCCUCCCUCGCAGCAGACCACUGAACUACUCAAUAAUGUCAACACCAAUCAGAUCCAAUUGAUGAAGAGGAUGCAGACUCAGCCACCUACUGAUGCACCUAUGGCCAAAGGGAGAAGAUUGGAUGUCAGUAUGGACAACGGUAUGGGGGCAGCUAGUCCAGUGCAACUGAGGCCUGGCUCCAGUGUUUCUAUUUCUGCAGCCACUCCUAAAGGCGGUGCAAAUGUAGUGGCUAACUUACUGGCCAGUAGGGGAGGAAUAACGGUGACACCAUCGGGCGAGGCAGGUCGCUCACAGGCGCCAGCUCCACCCAGCUCCCCAUCCCGGCCUCCCCCACCCCUCACCCUUGGCUCCGCCAUAUCCAUUAUGCCAGCCUCCAGUCCUUCAAGACAGACUUCGGGUUUCGCCUCGCCACAAGGGAGCGCCCGCAGGGGACCCCCACCCACCAUGGCCCUGCCGACAGUGGACUUGACACGCGACACACCGCCGCGACACCAGACGCACGCGCCCCAGAUGCGCCGGCCACCCAGGGCGCGCGCCUUCAUCUGCCAGGUGUGCGACAAGUCCUUCCACACGCGCGAGGGCCUCUCCACGCACAUGUCCACGCACAGCAGCAGUAGCGGCAAGCUGUCUUACAGAUGCAACCUGUGCAACGCGCAGUACCCGACCCAACAGGGCCUGGCGCAACACAAGCAGUCGUUCCACAAGGAGUCAGGAGGCGCGGGCACCGAGAUGGCUCUGCCGGUGGUCGACCUACGUCAGCCCGGCGUGCCCGACAGACUCGCUUCGCUCGGCAUCCGGCACAUCAUUCCUCUGUCCCAACUGCAGUCUAGCUCGGGUGGCCUGUUUGGUGUGCCGAUCAUUGCCAUCGACAACGCUCGCAGUCCGGCCCAGGCCAACCUGGGUGGUUUGGGCGCAAGCAACAUUUUGUCGCUGGGUCCUCUAAAGGCGCUGCCUCGCUAAGUGGGCUGUGGGCUGAGGUGUGUGGUUCACUUUAAACGGCUGCGUUCCGACCUAGACCUAGCUAGCACUUGGACUUUUCAUCAGCUGAUUAUAUACGCUCAUUAUGUAUAUAGUGUCCCAUAAAAAACGUAACAUUCAAAUUGUCGAUUAAAUCAUAAUUUAUUUAUAAUUUCAAACAUAUUUUUACAAUUAACUAUUAAAGAAAGUCCACAAGCAAAAAUUCCACAGGAAACGCAUUUUCCAUUGUAAUGAAAAAUAUUUUGAAAUAUUAAGUAAACAAUGAUUUAAUUACAAUACAAGUGUUGCGCUCUUUAUGGGACACUCUAUUAUGUAUGUACAGUAGAUAGUGUUUACCUUAUAUUAAUCAGAUCAGUACAGUUUAUAAUUUAUGCCUUAUAUUAAGCAAAGCAUCAGCAAUAGCUGAUUAUACUUUAUAAGUAUAUCAUAUGCUUAUGGGGUCUUCACGAUUUUGAAUUUAUAGGAGCUAUUCGGAUAACUCCAGGAGUGGUGCUAUUUGUUAUUCAAUGUGCGAGUCAAUGCUAUGAUAAGUUGUAUAUUACAAAAACAUAUAUAGCAACUGAUUCAAAUUAGCAAAUAAUUCGACUAUCUUAAGAUCGUGAAUACCCCUAAUAUACACUAUGGUGAGUAUAGGAUCAGCUAAUGUUGCAUCUCUGAAGUGCUUACUAUGCUUACCAUAGCAUAUCAGCUGUUGAUAUAUAUAUGUACAGUAUAUAUAUAUACUGAUGUGAACAUUUUUCUAAACUGUUAUUCACAUCAUGUUUCAACAUAUUAACGCCAUUUACAAGUGAGUGAGUAAAAUAAAUCACUAACUUGAAAAAUGGUAGUAAUAUGUUGAAACAUGUGAAUAAAAAUUUUGAAAAAGGGUACUUGGAUUUUUAAUUUUCAGAAAGUAUGUACACUAUGGUAAGCUUAGUGACAAUAUAAUAUAUUAUGAAGUCGUAUGGAUAGGCUGUGGCAGAAACAAAUAAACAAUUCAUACGUGCAUUUACAAGUUUUUGAGUCAGAGUAUGGUACAUACAACUUCUCUAGCCCUCCUUGGAGUCUUGUGAAUGCCACUGUGGGUAGGGGAGCGAGUCAACUAGAUGGACUCGAAUCUUGAAUAGAAUUAAUGACUGGAAUGACACCCACAGUAUCCCGAUGGUGAGGAUCGGUCCUCUGUAUCAGAUUCGGUUCCAUUGUAAUUGUAUUGAAGUGGUUGGCAGAGAAACAAAAGCAAACUUUGAGAUAUUUUGCUUGCGAAUUUAGAAGAAAUGUCCGAUAAGAAUGUUAUGUUUUACUUUUAUACAUUACAACGUUAAAUGUCACAAUUUGUUGGACAAUACCAUUUCCAAGUUAAUUCAAUAGUUUUCAUUAAGUCCUUAAUGCUUCACGAAGUGUUUUAUUUCAAUUCUAUUUUUUAAUUCAAUUCUAAAAUUUCUUCUAAAUUACAUUUUUUUAUCAUUACUAUUUUUGGACAAUUGUUUUUAACCUUAUUUGAAUUCAGCCUUUUGUCAUCUAUAAAUUUGUGUGUAUAAUUGAAUGAGCGAAGCGAAUUCUAUGUUUCAAGUCAAUCGGCAUUUGUCUGUUUGUUUGUACCGCUGUUACUGUCGCAGUUAUUAUUUCAUGUAUUACAUGUUCAAAAUCUUCUAAUUUUUGGAAUUCGAAUUUGUUUUCAAAGUCCCAAGUUUCCAAAUCCAAGUUUCAGUUUUUUUAUCUUUUAAACCGGGCUUCCGAGCUCAAAAGUGUAGAGGACCUUUAUUCUUCAGCGCUCCAAGGUGAUCUUAUUUCAUGUAUUACAAGUCUAAAAUAUCAGAAAAUUUAAAAUUCGAUAAUUUUUCCAAGUCCCAAAUUUCAAGUUUUAGAUUUUUCAUCUCUUCAACCGUGCAUCCUAGCUCAAAUGUGUGAAGAACUUCUAUUUCUCAGCGUCCUCCACCGAUCCUAUUGCAUAUAAUAUAUCAUCAUUCUCUAAAUUCAAUUUGUAUGUGUGUGUGUGUGUGUGUGUGUGAAUAGGCGGGCGUGUGUGAGUAGAGAUGAUAGUGAGUGUAGCGAGUUCUACUGUUCUCCGAACUACUAGUAGUUUGUGUUCACCUGUAUUUUUCUCUCCCAAUAAUUUGAAUGAUCUUUGCUAAUAAUGGUGUAAUUCUAGGUCCAGUGCCUAAGUUUUCAUAACCAAAACUUUUCUAACAUAAGCUUUCCUAACCUAAUAUAUUAGAGGUGUUUGAAAUGUCGUGAUGAAAGUGAGGUUAGUAAAACUAAAUUUUUUUUAAAUUUAUGAUGAGUGACCGCCGUUUAUUUCUUGUGAUUUUGUGUUCAAAAUGACAUACUAAAUCGAUCCCAACAAAAAACUGAUGACAGGUAUUUCGCCACUGGACCUAGAGUUUAGCCCUAAUAAUAAUAAAACAAAUUAAUAAAAUGAAAUUAAGUACGAAAAUGAAUAAAAUACCAGUGAUUGUUAGUUGGAUGAGAAUCAUUGCUGCUAUCUAUAAGGAAUGCUGAUGGUUUAAAGUGAAUCACUCUUUAUGUAAAAUAGAUAAUAUGAUAUGAUAUCAUAAUAAUAUAAUGGUAAUCGUUCUCUUGACAAACGACUCUAUAACAUAUUCAACCACGUAGGUGUACGAUAUUUUGAAGUGUUUUCAAACAUAAUUUCUCAUAUUAUGUUUUAUAUAAAAUGACAUUUAUCAUGUUAUUUUUACGACAUGGUGAACAUAUUCAACCAUUUAGUUGUAAAAUAUGUUGAAGUGUUUUGAAACAUAAGCUCUAACGUUAAGUUAGUUUUUAACUAUAAUGGUGAACCACGUAGUUUUAUGAUAUUUUAAAGUGUUUUCAAACAUAAAUUUUGAUAUUAAGUUCGAAAUGAAAUUACAUUUAAUAUUUUAUCUUGAAGACUUAGUGAUCAUACUCAAACACAUAGCUGUACGAUGUGUUGACGUGUUUUCAAACAUAGAUACCGAUUAGGACUUUUACGUUAAAUUCUGAAAUCAAGUUUGUUUUCAGUCGAUAUGGUAAAGAUAUUCAACCACUUGAAGCGUUAUCAUAGUGUAAAAUUAUAUUCUAGUUUCAAGUUUCUGCUAUACCAACUUUUCAAAUUUGUUCGUAACAUGAUAAAAACUACUUUCAUUUUAAAUUGAUACGAAUCAUUGAACGACUGUAUGUAUCUGUACUGUAUGAUGUCUGAAAGUGAUUUCAGAUUGUAUGUCAUUUCGUUAUCUUAUAGAAUGUGAUAUUUUAUCACCGUAUAAAUAGAGGUAACUAUUAAAUUCUUUGGUCAUUGGCCAUCGAGGUCAUUAUUCAAUUCAAGGCAUUCAUAAAACUAAUUGAAAUUCUUUAGUUCAAUGAUUGUAAAAUCCGUAUUCCAAUUGGGUAGAAAUCAUUCAACUACAAUAGUUAGGUGAAUAAACUAUUUCACAGAAGAUCAUAAAUUCUUUUUUAAUAAGCCUUUUUGUAUUAGGUGAAAAUAAUUCAAUUCAACCGUGAUAGCUGUAUGAUAAUUAAUUUGAGAGUUCACAUUGUUAGUCAUUCAUUAUUGUACCGUAUUUAAGCUUGGCUUAAACAAUUGUUGAAUGAAGAAUAAGGGAGAAAUUGAGUUUUAAAAUUAUUAAUUUGAACAAUAUCGGCCUGAAUUUAAUUUGGUAGAUAUGAUGUAAAAUUCUUUUGAAUCAAUGAAUUUCACUGUUUUAUUUUUGUAACUAUUGCGGUUGAGUAAUAUGAAGCCAACUUUAGUUGAAUUCCUGUAGUUUUUUUAUAGGUUUAAUUUUUUCAUUUAAUUUCAUUCCUAUUUUAAAGAAUAAUUAUAAAUACUCUUUAUUAUAUUCCUGUCAUAAUAAUUGUCAAUAAGCCAUUUAUUAUCAUCAAAUAAGUUAUAAAUUUCUGAAUCAAUUGAAAAAUAUUAUAUUUUACUAGAGAAAUUAAUAAAAUUUAUAUGAUCUUAUACACAAAUUCCUGUAGGAUUCUCAAAGAGUUACAAGGUUGAAUGAAUAGGUUCAUUUCUAGUACAACAUUUUUCUUCUAAGUUAGUGAGGUAGAAUGAAUGAAAACAAAUUUUAGUUAUACUUCUUUCUUUUUCAGUGUAUACAAUAUUAUUUUUGAUUUAUUUUCCAAUUCAUAGAACUAAACUAUUAUUAUUAAGUACAACUUCAAUGAAUAAUUUAAUGGGGAACACCAUAGAUAUUUUAUGAUUUACCUCAGAUUUAAGACGAAAAUUAGUCUUAUUACUAUUUAGGAUAGAAAUAUAAAGUUAUAUAAAUGUACAGUGGCAUUGACUUACCAUUAUAAAUGCAAAAAAUGUACUGUAUUAUAUUGAUGGAGUAAAGUACCUAAUCCAAUCAAUCAUCUUCAAUAAAUCCAAGAUCAAUCGUAUUAAAAAUGUGAGAUCGUGAUCAUUUUUUCGAAUUUUCUUGACAAUAUUUUUGAAACUCCGAUUUUUUUUAUCCGUGCAAUUAAAACGCUACAGACUUGACAAUAGUUACAGAACAGUCAACGGCAUUCUAUUUUCUGAAAUCUAAAACUGAUGUGCUGAAUUUUUGUAAAUAAUCAAUCUUUUAUUCAAAAAGUGGAAUACGAAAUAGAAGUUUCAAAAUCAGCAUUCUAGGUUUUCUUUUGUUUGCCCAGUGGGAUGGCUAAUAUAUCUGAAUUUAUAUAUAAUUUAGUUCAAAGUUUAGAAAUGAAUUCUUGUUUCAAAACCAGAGGACUAUGUUUUGUGGUAUUAUUUUUGUGUAAUAUUUUCUUCCUUCGCGUCAGCCGUAAAUAUUUUGUUGUAGUUUGGGUUAAAAUAAGAUUUUUAUUUAGUAUCAGGAGUUUGAAAUAAACUUACUCUUCCCUUAGUUAUAUAGAAUUAGGCUUUGAUUUACAAACUCUUCCGAUAAGCUUCAUGCUUUAUAUUUUUUAAGUGUUGUUGGAAUUGAUUUAAGAUUUAAGCUUCCAUUACUUUAUUAAAUUUGUUUUCAACUUCAUUUAUGUAUACCAAGACUUGAUGGUUUUUGUAUAUACUGAGUAUACUAUUUAUAGUACACUCAAAUUAUGUCAGCGAAUCAUAAGCCGUUUCUGGAAUACCAGCUCAAUAUAAUUAAUUAGCUGAUUUACUCUGAGCUACAAUUACUACAAAUUUCAAUAAGGUUGCCCGAUUUGUAAUAUUGUAAUGAAUCUUUAAAAGAUUUCUGGAAAUAUAACAAUAUGUUGUAUAAAUAGAUUCUAUUAUACAGUAUUAUAGCUACUGUGUAAGUUACUAUGUUUUUUAUAGAUUGAUUUAAAAAUUAUAAUUUUCAGAGUUUUUAAAAGUA